AUGGCUGCUCAACUGUACAAAACAUCCAGCGGUCGUCUUUUCCAUGCCGGCGCGGUUGCCGUCAUUACUGUAGGUCUUCCUGCUCGAGGCAAAACUCAUUCUUCCCGAUCGCUUUGUCGGUACAUGCGAUGGAUGGGCGUAGCCACCAAAGUUUUUAGUGUUGGCAACUACCGUCGAGAACGAUUUGGGUCCAUGCCGGAGGAUUGGUUCGAUGAUAGUAAUGUGGAAGCGGCCCGCAUUCGAGAACAAAUUUCAGACGAAUGCUUGGACGAUAUGAUUGCAUGGCUUACAGACGGCGGACAGCUCGCCAUAUAUGAUGGCAAUAAUAUCAAGGAAAGCCGACGUCGAGAACUUAAUGACAAAUUGCUAGCACAUGAUAUCCAUCCUUUAUUUAUUGAGUUUGUUUGUAACAAACCUGACAUUGUCCUCGAUAACAUUAAGCAUGUGAAAAUUUCAUCCCCAGAUUAUGUUGGAUGGAAUCCAGAAGAUGCCGUCGUCGAUUAUGGGAACCGUAUCAAGCAGCAUGAAGCAAAAUACGAGACAAUUGCCGACACCACCUUGCCUUUUGUGAAGCUCAUUAAUGCGGGAGAACAACUCAUUGUGAAUAACUGCGUCGGUUAUCUUCAGUCACGCAUUGUUUACUUUCUCAUGAAUCUUCACAUCAACCGACGUACGAUCUAUUUUGCUAGGACGGGCCUUGCUAUCGAUGAACGCUCCUACAAGAUUGAUGCGGAUCUAUCAGACGAAGGAAAAAAGUAUGCUGCCAAAUUAAGAGAUUUCGUGGUCGCGUAUCGAGAAAAGAAAAUCACCGAAUCAGGCGUAUCAGAGGAUCAAGACCGGCCCUUGGUGUGGACAUCCACACGAAAGAAGGCCAAGCAAACCGCCUAUCCAUUCAUGGAAGCCGGUUUUCCCGUACGAGGCCAUUCGGUACUUACACAAAUGAACCCCGGCGAAGCCGAUGGAUUGACAAACGAAGAACUCAAAGAAAAAUUCCCUGAAGAAGUUGUAAAAGCAAGAGAAAAUCCAUAUCGACAUCGUUAUCCUCGCGGUGAAGUAAGAAUCUGCUUUUGUCAUGGCUAA
Messenger RNA from Radiomyces spectabilis, 1080 nucleotides. Its product is annotated as 6-phosphofructo-2-kinase-domain-containing protein. Gene Ontology annotation, molecular function: ATP binding; fructose-2,6-bisphosphate 2-phosphatase activity; 6-phosphofructo-2-kinase activity. Gene Ontology annotation, biological process: fructose 2,6-bisphosphate metabolic process; fructose metabolic process. The coding region runs from base 1 to 1080 and encodes 359 amino acids. Lineage: Eukaryota; Fungi; Mucoromycota; Mucoromycetes; Mucorales; Radiomycetaceae. The record is from RefSeq and is a predicted model, not a curated record. Gene Ontology annotation, cellular component: cytosol. The transcript has 11 exons.